Apus apus (common swift) is the source of this 630-nucleotide messenger RNA. RefSeq lists its product as uncharacterized. The coding region runs from base 1 to 630 and encodes 209 amino acids. NCBI's taxonomy places the organism in Eukaryota, Metazoa, Chordata, Aves, Apodiformes, Apodidae. The transcript has a single exon. The record is from RefSeq and is a predicted model, not a curated record.
AUGGCGCUGGGCGGCACGGCCUCCCGGCUCGGCUCGGCACAGCCUCCCGGCACGGCACGACCUCCCGGCACGGCACAGCCUCCCGGCACGGCACAGCCUCCCGGCUCGGAACGGCUCGGCCUCCCGGAGCCUCCAGCCCGGCCCCGCCGGGCCAGCCCCGCCCGGCGCAGCCGCGUCCCGCCCCGCCGCGCGCAUGCGCAGCGGCUCCGCUGCGGGGAAAGCGCGGGAAGCGGCGCUCGGCGCCGUUUCGCUCCCGCCUCAGCCCGCGCUGCCCGCGCACGCCGGCACCUCGCCCCCUCGUCCCCUCGCCCCCUCGUCCCCUCGCCCCCUCGUCCCCUCGCCCCCUCGUCCCCUCGCCCCCUCGCCCCGCCGCGGGGAGCUCGUCGAGUCGGGGUAAGGCAGUCCAUGGAAAAAAAAAAAACGGGGCUGAACGGAGCGGGAAGGCGGCGAGAAGCCUGGGAGGCCCGGCUCGGAAUCCAGACCCUGAGGGGCGCGGGAGUGCGUCAUCCCGCUUCCAGACUCGGGUGGCUGGAAGUCCCUGUCCCCGCAGCCGGCCUGGAGCGGGCUGGGGCAGCUCCAGGAACGUCCGUGCGGGUGCUCUGGGCGGGGGUCCCGGGUCUGGGUGAGUGA